This is a messenger RNA of Thunnus maccoyii (southern bluefin tuna), 3612 nucleotides long. It is a transcript of the gene dnajc3b, whose product is annotated as DnaJ (Hsp40) homolog, subfamily C, member 3b. Gene Ontology annotation, cellular component: endoplasmic reticulum. The transcript has 12 exons. Gene Ontology annotation, biological process: protein folding in endoplasmic reticulum. The coding region runs from base 419 to 1918 and encodes 499 amino acids. The record is from RefSeq and is a predicted model, not a curated record. Gene Ontology annotation, molecular function: misfolded protein binding; protein-folding chaperone binding. NCBI's taxonomy places the organism in Eukaryota, Metazoa, Chordata, Actinopteri, Scombriformes, Scombridae.
GAUGUGCGCUGCGUGGACCAACCACGGAAAUGUAGGACAGAAAGAGACACCAGACAGGAAGGUUUCAUUUUACAAAGUGUUUAAGCGAGUCAGCUGUUCGACUGCUCCAUCAUCAUGUUGAGUGGAGGUGUUUUAACUACAAGUAAAGCCCAAGUGAUCCUCGGCUCAGGAGGGAAAGCGCGCCUUUAAGGGGGUGGGAACCUCUGAGCUGAGUGUCGCCUUUUCCACACGGAACACAGUCAGACCAGGACCGUAAAUACACCGUCGUAGCUGUCCCUGCGGUCUGGCAGAAGGAAACGAUGAGGAUUUAACAGAUAUUAUCGCCGUUUCAAUGAAACAAACCGGCGUUUUUCGCCCGACGUGAAAGCAGAAGAGAGUUAACGCUUGCUAGGUGUCAAAAGUGUGAAUCGUUUUAACCAUGGAGACGUGCCGGCGGGGCGGAGUCAGCGGGGUCCUGUGCUCCCUGUCACUGCUGUGUGUCAUUUUGGACCUCCAGCUGGAUGGUGUCUUGGGGGCAACUCACGUGGAGAUCGAGCACCACUUGGAGAUGGGCCGCAAACUUCUGGCAGCCGGUCAGCUGGCUGAAGCCUUGUCCCACUAUCACUCCGCUGUGGAGGGAGACUCUAAGAAUUACCUGACGUACUACAAGCGAGCCGCGGUGUUCCUUGCUAUGGGAAAAUCCAAAUCUGCCCUGCCAGACCUGACCAGAGCCAUCCAGCUGAAGCCGGACUUCCUCGCUGCCAGACUCCAGAGAGGGAAUAUCCUUUUAAAGCAGGGCAACACACAGGAGGCCAGGGAGGACUUUGUAGCAGUGCUGCAGCGCUCUCCAGACCACGAAGAGGCUCAGGACCAGCUGAUGAGAGCUAACGAGCUGGAGGAGCUGCAGGAGGAGGCCCACGCUGCGUACCACCAGGGGGACUACAGCGCUACCAUCUCCGUGCUGGAGCGAGUCAUUGAGAUCUCUCCUUGGGAUCCGGAGUCUCGGGAGCUUCGUGCGGAAUGUUACAUCCGGAUGGGAGAUCCUCAGAAAGCCAUCCAGGAUCUGACGCCGACCACGAGGCUACGUAACGACAACCGCGCCGCCUUCCUGAAGCUCAGCCUGCUACACUACGGCCUGGGAGAACACCACGAGUCACUCAAUCACAUCCGAGAGUGUCUGAAGCUGGACCAGGACGACAAGGAGUGUUUCAGCCACUACAAGCAGGUGAAGAAGCUCAGCAAGCAGCUGGACGCGGCAGAAGAGCUCAUUCAGGAAGAGAGGUAUCAGGAAGCUAUUGAUAAGUAUGAAUCAGUGAUGAAGACAGAGCCUAACGUCCCGCAUUACACCAACCUGGCCAAAGAGAGGAUCUGCUUCUGCCUCGUCAAGGUUAGGCUGGCUCAGGAGGCGAUCGACGUGUGCUCAGAGGCCCACCAGAGAGACCCGCGCAACACCAACGUCCUCCGAGACCGAGCGGAGGCUUACAUCCUCAACCAGGACUACGAGAAAGCUGUGGCAGACUACCAGGAGGCCAAAGAGUUCGACAGCGAGAGUAAUGAAAUUAGAGAAGGGCUGGACCGAGCGCAGAAGCUGCUCAAGCUCUCUCGCAAGCGGGACUACUAUAAGAUCCUCGGUGUGGGCAGGAGCGCCAACAAGCAGGAGAUCAUCAAGGCGUACAGGAAGCUGGCACAGCAGUGGCAUCCUGACAAUUUCCAAUCAGAGGCUGAGAAGAAGGAGGCGGAAAAGAGGUUUAUCGACAUCGCGUCGGCUAAAGAGGUCCUCACCGACCCAGAAAUGAGGCAGAAGUUUGACGCGGGCGAGGAUCCCCUGGACCCGGAGAGCCAGCAGGGCGGAGGCGGAGGACAGGGCCGAAACUGGCCUUUUCACUUCAACCCCUUCGAGUCUGGCGGCAGCUUCCACUUCAAGUUCCAGUACAACUAGAGAGGAGGACUUUAAGAACACGGCGGGGGGAGGGAGGGAAGGAGGGAGGGUACGGGGACGUUGGGGGAAGAUCGAUGAAGGAACGCUGGAGUCUUCCUCACAAUUUGUGCUUCAGCUUGGACGCAGUUUUGUGGGUUAUUUGAUAAUUUCACUUUUAAUGCAGUGAAGGCACGGCCGAGGUUUGUGCCGUACCGUGAAAAAAAAAACUUGGGACUUCUGACCACAAUAACUAAGGACUUAACUGCAGCUACUGUUUGAAAAACUUCUCGCUGCGGUUGAAGAAAACGAAGUCUUCACUUCCUUUAGGAAUGAGAAGGUGGUGGUUGAAAGCAGUCAGUGUGGGACAGUUUCUCUCAUUUCAUUCUUUGUGCCAUUCUUUGAAACUUUACCAGGGGGACUCUUCUUCUUCUUCUUCUUCUUCUUCUUUUUUUUCUUAAAUGCAGUAACGUUUCCUUGGAACAUUACAUUUGGAGGACUUUCAAUUGGUUUCUGCUCACAGUAUUCUCUAAAGUGGGAAUCUAAAACAAAAAAAGGAAUCACGUUUACUGAUCUUCUUCUAUUUUUGACCAUGUCGAAUAUUCUCCAUACUAGAGAACAAAGAUUUUUUAUAUUCGAUGACCAUCAAGAGACGCGUUUUGUUGAGCUUCUACAUCGACGGUAAGUAGGUGAGACUUGAGCACUAUUACAUGAAACUUGUGGGUGUCUUAAAUCAACGUAGCCGCUCUCUGUGAUCGGUUUUCUACAGCUGUAUAAUUGGAAUAACGUGUGAAUCCUGUAUUUGCGUGGAUAUAUUAUAUUUUCAACUGGCUGUAUAUUCAGCCGCAAACAUGGAUGUAAUUUAAUUUGAAGGCUUGUGGAGUCUAUAAGAACAUAACGAGGGGAAAAAAAGCACCUAAUAUUCUGGACAAAAGCAUAGUAACCGAUGACUGAACCAAGAGUUUGUAGCUUUUUUCGCUCGUUUCCCUUUUCACUCAUUUCAAAGCACGUCUUUGAAAACUUGCACUUUUACCCUUGUUUGUUUUUGAAAGAACCACUCCUCUCUCUUGUUUCUCUCCACUCCUGAAAUGUUACUGCAAAGACUCUUUACAAACCAAGUGUGUCUUCAACAGCUAUCCAAGAGCCUCAUUUCUGAAAAGGUCUGACAGACACGUGUACUUGAAUAUUAUAAAACCACACAGAAAGAAGUGUGUGUACGCAAAAAUGUUACUGUAGUAUUUAAAGUAGCGGCACUGUACAUGAGUGCGGGUCUGUAUACAAAUCAAUUGGGUAGAAAAAUACUUGAUUACUCCACCAAUUCCUGAUGCAUAUUGUAUGAAACUCAUAAACAAUUGUGUAUAUAUAUAUAUUUGUUGAACAGGUGACACUGAGGUACAAAUUCAAACCAUUAAAUCACUGAUUUAAAAAAAGUGCAACUCAAAUUUAAGCUAAACAACAGUAUAACCAUAAAUAAAAAUGAUAUUCUUUGAAAGGUUUUACUUUUUCCAGCACAAACUAAGUUAUUUUGUCAGUGACGACUGAAUCUUAAAUCCUGCUCGACUGUGUGAACCGAAUGUGACAGGCUCUUUGUUCUUAAAUCGACUGUUUCCGGGUUUCUUUUUUUUUUUUUUCUUUGUCGUUAGUGGCAUCAAUUCUUCCGUUGCCAAACUGAAUCAGCUGACAUGCUCAAAUGUAUUAAAAUAUUGAAACAAUGCCAA